AUGAUAGAAAAUUUAAAUAUAUCUAAUAAAACAAAUAUAACAUUAUUUAUUAUAUAUCAACAAUUAAAUGAAUUUUCUAUUGAUGGUAAGAUUAAUAUUCAAUGUGUAAAUUUAAUACAACCAAAUCUAUUUCAUUUAUAUCAUCGUGAUAGUGGUUUAAUAAAAUUAAAAUUAACUGUUGAUAAACUUAAUGCUUAUCUACAUUCAAUUGGUCGUGUUAAAUUAUGUCGACAUGUUAAUGAUGAAGUUACAUUAAAAUCUAUAAGAGCUGGUGAUGUUGAAUGUCGAAAUUCUAUUGAUGAAAUAAAUAUAGUAUUAAGUGGAAUUGGUAGUGUUUAUUAUUCAGAUCCAUUAAAAACAACAAAUUAA
Rotaria sordida is the source of this 369-nucleotide messenger RNA. Lineage: Eukaryota; Metazoa; Rotifera; Eurotatoria; Philodinida; Philodinidae. The record is from the annotation of a GenBank genome assembly.